Adineta steineri is the source of this 1239-nucleotide messenger RNA. Lineage: Eukaryota; Metazoa; Rotifera; Eurotatoria; Adinetida; Adinetidae. The record is from the annotation of a GenBank genome assembly.
AUGCUUCUAUGUUUCUUAUGUUUUGCUUUUGGAAUUGGUUUUAGUUUAAUAUUUUUUCUUGGAGAUGAUGAAAAUUAUAUACCUAAUUAUGAUGAAUAUAAUAAUAAGAUUGUAUUUUGGAGUAAUGAUUUUCAUAUUAGUCCAAUACAUGAUCUUAAACAAUUAUUAAUACCAUUAGAUGUUCGUUUUAUUGAUAAAAGUUUAUCAGGAGCAUGUCGUUUAACAAAUACUUGUGCAAAAGAACUAUAUGUAUUAUCGAAUUCUAAUGGUAUGAAUCCAAGUAAAGCAAUUCGUAAACAAUUUUAUGAAUUCUAUAAAAAUGAUCGAUUAAUGAAUCUCGUAGAUGUAUUUGUUUGUUUUCAUCCAGCUGCUAUGUGUGAAUUAUUUAUGCCAUUUAAUCGUACGAUUAUUGUUAUUGCAUCAACGCGUUAUGAACUUGGACGUUUUUCAAUUAAUGAAUGGAAUGAAUGGAAUAAGAAUUUACGUAUUAUUGCUUCAGAUCCUCGAAAUAUCGUUGCUGGAAAUAAUCUAUACGAUGCUGAAUAUAUACGAUAUUUUACUGGUAUUAAUACGACAGUUUUGCCGUCGAUAUGUGAUUAUACAAAAGUUGUCUAUCGAUCUGCAAAUACUCGUUCGGAAUAUAUUUUUAUACCAUCACAUGAUCAUAUUGAUUUCAAUGAGCAAUUUCUCGAUGAAUUAAAUUUUUCAAUAAGGAAAUUUAAAUCAUCAAUUGUUGUUAAACCUUUACGUCAAUUAUAUAAAUUUUAUAAAUAUCGCGAUUUAGUUCGUCAUCCAGCUAUUAUCUAUUUACCAUAUCAAGUAUCAACAAUGAGUAUAUUCGAACAAUAUACAAUGAAUAUUCCACUCUUCUUUCCAUCCAUUGAUCUGUUAACUGAAUGGCAUUUAAAAUAUGAUAUUGUAUUUGAUCGAACAUGGGAUAAAGCACUAACUGGUCAAGGUAAAAAUCGUUCCAUUAUAUCAAGUUAUGAUUUAAAUUCAACAAUACCCGAUCCAAAUAAUGAAUAUGAUUAUUCAUCUAUACGUUAUUGGUUACAAUAUGCAGAUUUUUAUCAAUGGCCACAUAUAACCUAUUUCAAUUCAACUGAUGAUCUUACUUUAAAAUUACUAAAUACAAAUUUAACAUAUAUCAGUCAACAAAUGUCAGUAUAUAAUCAUAAGAAAAAAUUGAAUUUACUUCAACAAUGGAAAACAAUUCUGGCUCGUAUUUCUACAACAUAA